CUUUAAUCUAUAGAUCAAUCACACGGCUUCUAAUUAUCAUAUGUUUAUAAGCUGAAAAAUAGAGUCUAAACAAAAUAUAAGUCAAAGAGCCAGCGCGCCACGAGAACGAACAAUACUGAACAAGACAGCAUAGGUCCUGGACCGACCCCCCGAAAGAAAACCGACCCGAAAGAACAAAAAGAAAAAUACACCACCCGAGACCACCGCGCCCGUCCCCAACCAACCAAAAAAUCAAACCCGAAAUCAAAAGCGAAACUCUCUCUCUAUUAAUUCCAAGGGAAAUAAGACAGGGCCCGUCUGGGGAAGCCGGCCUGGAGGCGCGCGCGCGCCUUGGCCCUAGUCGCACAUACGUACUACUUUUCUUUUGCCGCCGCCCCACUCUGCCCACGCCGCCCUCUCCGCCAUGCCCUCGCAGCAGCUCGUUUUGGACAACGGCGCGUACCAGAUCAAGGCCGGGUUUGCGGACCACGGCCUGCCGCUCGCCGUGGACAACACGCUCGCCAAGGCGCGCGACGGCAUCGUCUACAUCGGCAACGAGUACCGGGCACACGCCAACUUGCACCUGGGCAUCAGCUUCAAGCGGCCGCACGACCAGGGCCACUUGACGCUGUGGGAGACACAGAAACCCGUGUGGGACUACACGUUGGACCGGCUCCUGCCGCGCCGCGCGCUCGACCCGCUGGACGUGCGGCUCGUGUUGACGGAGCCGCCGUUCCAGCUCCCGCAGCUCUCCAUGAACACCGACCUCGUGGUGUUCGAGGAGUACGGCUUUGCGGAGUACUACCGCUGCGCCGCGGCGCAGCUCGUGCCGUGGGCCGUGCCGCGCGCGCCGCCGGACUACGCGUUGGUGGUGGACUGCGGCCACGGCGCCACGCACGUGGUGCCCGUGUUGGGCCAGCGCGUGAUGUGGGCGGGCGUGCGCAAGCUCCCGUUCGGCGGGCGCCACGUGACCGGGCUCCUCCGCGAGACGGUGGCGUUCCGCCACUACGACGUGGCGGCCGAGCCGGUGCUCCUCAACACCAUCAAGGAGCAGACGCUGUACGUGGCGGCGGACUUUGGGCAGGCGCUCCGCGCGCGGCUGCGCGCCGCGUGCGAGUUUGUGCUCCCGGACUUCAAGACCACGGCCACGGGCCACGUGCGCGAGCCCGGGCGCCCGCUUGCGCCGGGCGCGCAGACCAUCGUGCUCCGCGACGAGCGCUUCACGGGCCCGGAGGCGUACUUCCGCCCGGAGAUCUUGUUGGACAACUGCGCGUGGUCGCGCAGCGCGGUGCUCCAGAACGCGGGCUUCCGGAACCUCCCGGCGUUGGUGGUGGACGCCAUCAUGGCGUGCCCGGCGCCCGUGCGCCCGAUGCUCCUGGCCAACAUCCACGUGGUGGGCGGCGCCGCCAACUUGCGCAACUUCCGCGCGCGGCUCGCGGCGGACUUGCGCCUGGAGCUCCCGGCGGCCUGGGGCGUGCGCGUGGUGGACCAGGCCCAUGCCUUGGACCACGCGGCCUGGCACGGCGGCUGCGCCUUGGCGCAUUCGGACGUCUUGGACGCCGUCAAGAUCACCAAGCAGGAGUUCUACGAGCACGGCGCCAGCUGGUGCCAGAAGCAGUUUGGCUUCCGCAACUUCGCCGACUCCUAGGAGAUGGACAGGACUUGGAAGGGACUUGGAAGACGGGACUUGGAAGACGGGACUUGGAAGACGGCUACAUGAAUGACGGGACAUGAAUGACGGAUACAUGAAAGACGAGACUUGGAAGACGGGA
Messenger RNA from Metschnikowia bicuspidata var. bicuspidata NRRL YB-4993, 1751 nucleotides. Its product is annotated as actin family protein. Lineage: Eukaryota; Fungi; Ascomycota; Pichiomycetes; Serinales; Metschnikowiaceae. The transcript has 3 exons. The record is from RefSeq and is a predicted model, not a curated record. The coding region runs from base 404 to 1627 and encodes 407 amino acids. Gene Ontology annotation, cellular component: Swr1 complex. Gene Ontology annotation, molecular function: nucleosome binding.